GGUCCCGCUCGUUCUGUUUCCGUCCCGAGCUCCGGCUUCUUCCUUUUUAAUACUUCCGCUGCUUCCCGCUCUGUGAUAGCCACGAAGAUGGCGAUCCGUGUAUUUGACGCCGUCUCCAGUACGCCGUCGAAGCUCACCCGGCUCGAUCAUGGCCCCGAGAAUCCCCGGACCCCCUCUAACCUUUCCUUUGAACAACUGAAACCAACCCACCAAGUAAUUCAAUCAGAUUGCUCCCUACUGAACAAGCCGAUCAACUCCACGACCUACGCUUCGGUACUCGAUUCCUGCAAAUGCCCGAGUCUCGGGAAACAAAUCCAUGCCCACGCCCUGAAGUUCGGGUUUCAUGGGCACGAGUUCGUGGAGACGAAGCUGCUCCAGAUGUACGGCCGGUGCGGCUGUCUAGAGGGCGCACUGGACCUGUUCUACGAAAUGCCCCACAGAAACCUGCAUUCUUGGACUGCCGUAAUAGGAGUGCACUUGGACCAUGACCUGUUCCAUGAUGCCUUGUCGCUGUUCCUGGAACUACUCUUUAGCUCCGUGGUGUUGGAAUUUUUCUUGUUUCCGGUAGCUCUGAAGAUCUGCAGUGGCCUUGGGGAUGUAGAGCUUGGGAGACAGUUACAUGGGGCUGCACUAAAGUACCAGUUUGAGUCGAAUUUUUACGUCGGCAAUGCUUUGAUAGAUAUGUAUGGUAAAUGCAGGAGUUUGGAUGACGCUAAGAGAGUUUUAGCAAAGAUGCCUCAAAGGGACCAUGUCUCAUGGAAUUCUAUAAUCACGGCUUGUAUUGCAAACAGGAUGGUCCGUGAGGGGUUGGGUUAUCUGGAUGAGAUGUUCUCCCGGGAUAGUUUGAAGCCAAACCUUGUUUCCUGGAGCGCUGUCAUUGGAGGUUUUUCACAGAAUGGCUAUGACGAGGAAGCUAUUACUCAGCUCUUGAGGAUGCUUGAGGGUGGCCUGAGACCGAAUGCUCGAACCCUAGCAAGUGUUCUUCCUUCUUGCGCUAGACUGCUUAAGCUAGGACUGGGGAAAGAGAUACACGGCUAUGUAACGAGACAUGGGUUCAUGUCCAAUUCCUAUGUUGUGAAUGGACUUGUCGAUGUUUACCGGAGAUGUGCUGAUAUGGGAAGUGCCCGGAAGAUCUUCUCGAGAUUCUCCCUCCAGAAUGAGGUUUCCUAUAACACGAUGAUUGUCGGGUAUUGUGAGAAUGGUGAUGUUUUUAAGGCAAAAGAGCUGUUUGACGUGAUGGAGCUUGUAGGAAUCGAGAAGGACACUGUGUCAUGGAAUUCGAUGAUUUCAGGCUAUGUUGAUAAUUUAUAUUUUAAUGAAGCUCUGGACAUGUAUCGGCAGUUAAUUAUGGAAGAUGGUGUCCAACCUGAUUCAUUUACACUAGGGAGUAUUCUAAAUGCCUGUGCUGAUAUGGCUUCUUUGAGGCGAGGAAAGGAGAUUCACUCCCAAUCCGUUGUUAGAGGACUGCAGUCAAACCCUUUCGUGGGAGGGGCUUUGGUGGAAAUGUAUUGCAAGUGCCAAGACUUAGACGCUGCAAACUUGGCCUUUCAUCAGGUGAAGGACCGGGAUAUCGCAACAUGGAAUGCCCUGAUCUCAGGAUAUUCCCGAUGCUAUGAGACCGAAACUAUCCGAGUUCUCCUAGAAGAAAUGAAAAGGGAUGGUUUUGAGCCAAAUGCCUAUACUUGGAAUAGCAUUCUUGCAGGUUAUGUGGAAAAUGGGAAUCACGAAUCAGCUAUGUGCCUACUGUCUGAGAUGCGAAACUCAAAUAGAAGACCAGAUAUCUACACAGUGGGGAUAAUUAUUAGGGCUUGCUCGAAAUUGGCAACAAUUGAACGAGGGAAGCAAGUCCACGCUUACUCUAUCAAGUAUGGGUAUGAAUCAGAUGUCCAUAUUGGGGCUGCCCUAGUUGACAUGUAUGCCAAAUGCGGGAACAUUGAGCGUGCAAUCUUCUCCUACAAUAGAAUCCAGAGCCCUAAUUUGGUAUCACAAAAUGCCAUGCUGACAGCAUAUGCCAUGCAUGGACUUGGUGAAGAAGGCAUUGCCCUCUUCCAGAGAAUGCUAGGUGAAGGUUAUCAACCUGAUCAUGUUACUUUCUUAACAGCUCUCUCUUGUUGCGUCCAUGCUGGAGCAGUCGAAACAGGUCAGCAGUUAUUCGAUGUGAUGGUGAAUUUUAAUGUAGAGCCUACACUGAAGCACUAUACAUGUAUGGUUGAUCUCCUGAGCAAAACUGGGAAGUUACAUGAAGCCCACAGACUCAUAAAGAGAAUGCCAAUGGAGCCUGAUGCAGUGGUGUGGAGUUCUUUACUUGGGGGCUGUGUUAUGUCUGGAAAUUUCGAGUUAGGGGAGAUCACGGCGAAAAGGCUCAUAGAGUUGGAACCCGAGAAUACUGGGAAUCAUAUUUUACUGGCAAAUUUGUAUGCUUAUGCUGGGAAAUGGUCAGAGUUGGCGAGAACAAGAAGGGCAAUGAAGGACAGUGGAAUGCAUAAGAGCCCAGGAUGCAGUUGGAUCGAGGAUAGAGAUAAGGUCCACGUGUUUCUCGCCUCUGAUAGGUCUCAUGAGAGAACUGAAGAAAUAUACAGCACUUUGCAGAGCUUAACAGUUCACAUGAGAAGGACUUCAGAAUUCAGUAUCAGAGUGUAAUUUGUAUAGAACCAUAAACAAUUACAGAGAACCUUCGGAUGAAAAUAUAUCAUCAGCUUCUGGUUAAAGAGCAAGUGUCUCACAUGGAGCUUUAGUACAUGUCAAGUGACUCGAGGACCCUGCGAGCUUGAAUGUGGAGAGCUGUUAGUCUCUGCUCGGGAUUGAGGGUUGAUCCAAAUUGACUUGCUGCCCA
This is a messenger RNA of Punica granatum (pomegranate), 2833 nucleotides long. Lineage: Eukaryota; Viridiplantae; Streptophyta; Magnoliopsida; Myrtales; Lythraceae. The record is from RefSeq and is a predicted model, not a curated record.